CAGGGCUGGAAGGAAAAAGUGGUGAAGGAACUAAUUAGAGUGACCAAGCUGGACAAGGAUUUAGAGUAUAGCCAGCCGGGUGUGAUUGUAAUGAUACCUCAUAUGACGAAUGCUGGAACCAAUCCUCUAUCCAGUAAAGAUGUUUUGGAAGAGUUUGGUAAAUUUAAGGAUGUAGUAGCCAUAGAAAAAAAAGACAAAUUAAAUAUGGACGUUGGGCAGGCAGGAAAGUCUGGAUCUUACGAGGAAGCGAUUAAGACCGUACGUUCUCAUGCACUUUCCGAAGAUGGAUAUGCGCAAUUGUUAAUUGAUUUUGCUGAGCCUGGGAUGUUACCGUAUUGUUGUAAAUAA
This is a messenger RNA of Paraglomus brasilianum, 348 nucleotides long. The record is from the annotation of a GenBank genome assembly. Lineage: Eukaryota; Fungi; Glomeromycota; Glomeromycetes; Paraglomerales; Paraglomeraceae.